Funneliformis caledonium is the source of this 509-nucleotide messenger RNA. The record is from the annotation of a GenBank genome assembly. Lineage: Eukaryota; Fungi; Glomeromycota; Glomeromycetes; Glomerales; Glomeraceae.
UGGAUCAUGAAUGGAUAUAAUAUUUCAGAAGACUUUCGUGAAUUUCAAACACAAACAGUGGAACUGUUAAAGAAUAAUAACCCAUCUCUCUCAUACGCUACAGAUGUUGAACAAAUAUUAUGUCUCUCUUCGAUAAUAUACGUGAAAGAAGACAAACCCGAGUAUGUCAAAUGCUCCGAUCAGAUCUGGAAGAGUGCGUUGCCUAGACUAUUAACCCCCGAAACAUUGCCAGUUGUUGUUAAGCUCAUGAUCUUGGAGUAUAGCGAGCUUCUAACGAAUAAAGAUUUGUUACUAAAAUCAUGGCAUCAAAAUUGGGCGAAAUGGGACCCUGCAAUGACCGAGGAAGAGAAGAAAAUAUUUGACUGCGUACAACUUGUUACGAGAAACUUUUUCUUGACCUUAACAUCAAAUGAAACUGAUCACAAGAUGGAAGAAGAUACCUUCGCUCAUAGAUAUAUCCAUGUAUUGUUAGAGGAAAUUUUUAACACAGAUGAUUAUAAAUUCGUUUG